This is a messenger RNA of Apaloderma vittatum (bar-tailed trogon), 275 nucleotides long. Its product is annotated as NEDD8-specific protease 1-like. NCBI's taxonomy places the organism in Eukaryota, Metazoa, Chordata, Aves, Trogoniformes, Trogonidae. The annotation marks the transcript as partial. The transcript has a single exon. The record is from RefSeq and is a predicted model, not a curated record.
AUGCCACCAUCCCAUCUCCAUGCCGGCACUAUCCUGGCGGGAUCUCCAUCCUGGAGUGCCAUCCCAUGUCCGUCCCAUCUAUGGAUUAAACACCAUCCCAUCUCCAUCCUGGCAUCAUCCCAUCUCAAUCCCGACACCAUCCCAUCUCCAUCCCGACACAAUCCUGACACCAUCCCAUCUCCAUCCCAACGCCAUCCCGACACAAUCCCUUCUCCAUCCCGACGCCAUCCCGACACAAUCCCAUCUCCAUCCCAACACCACCCCGACACAAUCCC